Messenger RNA from Coccinella septempunctata (seven-spotted ladybird), 1528 nucleotides. It is a transcript of the gene U3-55K, whose product is annotated as U3 small nucleolar RNA-interacting protein 2. The transcript has a single exon. Gene Ontology annotation, cellular component: small-subunit processome. Bases 78 to 1454 code for a protein of 458 amino acids. Gene Ontology annotation, molecular function: snoRNA binding; protein binding. The record is from RefSeq and is a predicted model, not a curated record. Lineage: Eukaryota; Metazoa; Arthropoda; Insecta; Coleoptera; Coccinellidae.
UGUUUCGUCUAACCUAUCUUUCGUGAUAUCAAAAUAAAUUAAAUGUGCCAGUGUCGACCAGCAAAUCCUUUUUCAACAUGCCUUUUUUCAUAAAAGAAAAAUCAAAGAAGAAAAAAAAUAACAAACGUGCCAAGAAUGUAGAUCCAGGAAGUAGUAAAAAACGAAAGCUGAAUAAAAGUGAUGACGAAAUAACUACUAGUGAAGAUGAAGAUCCUGAUUUGAAUGGUGAUAUAGCAGACUUAACUUCUGAAGAAGAAAAUGAAUCUCCUCAAGAUAAAAAACUUCGAUUGGCGAAAAUAUAUUUGCAGGAGAUUGAACAGAUUGAAAGAGAAAAAUUGGGUAAGGAUGAAGAAGUUGAAAAGAGCAUCAUUUCUAAACGUUUAAAUGAAAAUUACCUGAAAGAAAUUGGAAAAUUUAGAAGUUUGGUAGCAGAAACUUAUACAGAAGAUAAAAUAGAAAAAAUAGAUACUUUGAAGUGCCGAGAACAAAGAAAUUCAAUUACAUGUUUAUGUAUAUCUUCCAACAAUAAAUUUCUUUUUACUGGAAGCAAAGAUGGUAUUGUUGUGAAAUGGAAUAUAGAACUUAAGAAGAAAGAAAAAAUUAUUCCCUUCGUGAAACAUAAAUCUGAUGAAGUAAUUGGACAUAGCAAUAGAAUAACUUCAAUUGCCAUAUCGUUUGAUGAUAAAUACUUGGCUGUUGGGGAUGAAUCAUCUGAUAUAAAAAUUUGGUGUCCAAAUGAUUUAUCGUUCUUGAAAACAUUUCAAGGGCACAACAAAAAGGUGAUGGGAGUAUCUUUUAGAAAAAAUUCUCAUACUUUAUAUUCCUGUAGUGCUGAUCGGACUGUGAAAGUGUGGAAUUUAGAUGAGAUGACAUACAUCGAAACUCUAUUUGGACAUCAAGACAUUAUUUCUUCAAUCGAUUCUAUGUUUAAAGAAAGGGUUAUAACAUCCGGAAGUAGAGAUGGUACUCUUCGAAUAUGGAAAAUCCCUGAAGAGUCGCAAUUAGUUUAUAAUGGACAUAGUGGUUGUAUAGAUAUUGUUAGGCUUAUAAAUGAAGAACAUUUUAUUUCUGGAGGCGAAGAUGGUCAAAUAAAUAUAUGGAGUUUCAUGAAGAAAAAACCACUUUACACAAUCAAAGAUGCUCAUGGAAUAGACAGUGUAAACCAGCAACCGAAUUGGAUAUGUAGUAUUGCUACUUUAUUUAAUACAGAUUUAUUUGCUUCCGGAUCCUUCAAUGGUACUGUGAAAUUGUGGAAAUUGACAUCAAAUUUCAGGAAAGCGGAGCUUUUAUUCGAUAUACCGCAAGUUGGUUACAUAAAUUGUAUGGCAUUCACAUCAAACGGAGAUAAGUUGAUUGUAAGUUGUAGCAGAGAUCAUAGAUUUGGUAGAUUCACCUUUUUAGAGGGACAAAAAUUUUUUAAUUGUAUAAAAGUAAUUUCUUUUUUGAAGAAAUAAUUGUUAUUUUGCAAACCAAUUCAAAUAUGAAUUGGAUCUGCAUUGUUUUCGUGAAAAUAAAGUUUUUAUAAAUA